Molecule: messenger RNA, 749 nt
Organism: Mus musculus (house mouse)
Lineage: Eukaryota; Metazoa; Chordata; Mammalia; Rodentia; Muridae
Gene: Snrpd2
Product: small nuclear ribonucleoprotein D2
Exons: 4
Coding region: 309-665 (118 amino acids)
Biological process (GO): mRNA splicing, via spliceosome; spliceosomal snRNP assembly; RNA splicing
Cellular component (GO): precatalytic spliceosome; U4 snRNP; spliceosomal complex
Molecular function (GO): RNA binding
Source: RefSeq, a predicted model, not a curated record
CGGAAGUCGAUCAAGAAACUGUCGUUCAAGGAAAAAAGGGGCGGCAUCCAUCCCUAAAACAAGGAGCCGAUUGGUUUACCUGAAGCCAUGCCCUCAAGAAAAGUGUCCGAGGGCAUUUUCUACAGGAGAGUGCAGCCUGAAGGGUCGCUAUGGUAACAGGCCACGCCCACAGCCGCUGGUAUUUGGUUGCGCAGGCGCCGACGGAAGUGAGCCGCAGGAGACGGAAGUCCCGCCCUUCUCGCCCUGUACGCCAAAGGCUGGAGCAACGCGCUUGGAGGCGGGAGUGAUCUGCGAGCGAAACCUACACCAUGAGUCUCCUCAAUAAACCCAAGAGUGAGAUGACCCCAGAGGAGCUGCAGAAGCGGGAGGAGGAGGAAUUCAACACAGGUCCCCUCUCAGUGCUCACGCAGUCGGUCAAGAACAACACGCAAGUGCUCAUUAACUGUCGCAACAACAAGAAGCUGCUGGGCCGGGUGAAGGCCUUUGACAGGCACUGCAACAUGGUGCUGGAAAAUGUGAAGGAGAUGUGGACUGAGGUUCCCAAGAGCGGCAAGGGCAAGAAGAAAUCCAAGCCUGUCAACAAGGACCGCUACAUCUCCAAGAUGUUCCUGCGCGGGGACUCGGUCAUCGUGGUGCUGCGGAACCCACUCAUCGCUGGCAAGUAGAGCCUGCUCCCUGCCCUGCGAAGGCCUGCAGAACCCUGCCCAGUGGGCGAGAAAUAAAACCCUGUGCUUUUUGGUUUUUAUGUU